Molecule: messenger RNA, 1075 nt
Organism: Pseudovirgaria hyperparasitica
Lineage: Eukaryota; Fungi; Ascomycota; Dothideomycetes; Acrospermales; Acrospermaceae
Product: P-loop containing nucleoside triphosphate hydrolase protein
Exons: 2
Coding region: 156-1040 (294 amino acids)
Biological process (GO): intracellular protein transport
Cellular component (GO): endomembrane system
Molecular function (GO): GTPase activity; GTP binding
Source: RefSeq, a predicted model, not a curated record
GCGAAUGACCAGUAGUUUCUCCUAAUUCCACCUCCGUCACCGGGCGUCGCGACAGGACAACACGAGACACACGCGCAUCAAGCUUUCUCUGCGUUCUCCUGAUUAUCGAUAGACUCAACAUCCGCAUCACGAUACUCUCCUUAUAGACGACCACCAUGAACAACGACCUCGAAGCCAAAAUCGUAGUGCUUGGUAGCCAAGGGGUCGGCAAGACAUCCCUCGUGCACAGAUAUGUCAAAAAUGCAUUCGUACCACCAACGACAAUGUCCACCAUAGGCGCAUCGUUCUUGACGAAGAAGGUAGUAGACAUAGAUACAUCCACCAUUGUACGUCUACAAAUCUGGGACACUGCAGGGCAAGAAAGAUUCAGGAGUAUAUCAAAGCUUUACUAUCGAGGUGCUAAUGCCGCUGUUCUCUGCUACGACAUCACCGACCCAACCUCCUUCGAGGAAAUGGGCCGCUGGUUCAAAGAACUAAAGGCUAACCUCGGCUCCGACAUCAUCCUUCACGUUGUCGGCACAAAAAGCGAUAUCGUCGCGCGAGACCCUUCCCUCCUCAAAGUGCCUUUCGAGCGCUGCAUCGCAUAUGUCGCAGAGAACCUUUUCCCACCAACACAAGCACAGCAAGGCAGAGACAAGGACGACAAUGCCGCGCUUGCGUCACCACAGAGUAACCGCAGCAGCGGAUUCUGGGGGCAAGACGUUGGAUGGGAUUGUUGUCACGAGAUAAGUGCGAAAGAUGGGGAGGGCGUGGAAGAAGUCUUCAGGGUCAUAACGCGGAAGCUAGUCGAGCAACGAAAUAAGAAGAUGGAAGAAGACGUGGCAUUGUUCUCUGGUAUGACUCCCGGUAUCAAUGGGAAUGUCAACGGAUACUUUGAUCAUCCCGGUGCGGGAAGUGGGAGUUUUAGAUUGGGCAUGGGGGAUAAACGGCGAAGUUGGCUGGGCUUUCCGACCACCCCGGCGGUAGGGGGCACAACUGAAGAGGAGUGGCAAGCGGAUAUGGAAAGGAUCAGGUCGAAGGAAGGUGGGAAGUGUUGUUGAUGCAUUUGAGCGUGUCGUAGGCUGCAUGGGAGCGA